UCUUAGGAAGAAACGAUGGAUGAUUUCGAAGAGGUGCCGGGUAAUAAGCCAUUGCGGUUGCCAAAGAAAGCAGCUAAAGUAAAGAACAAAGCUCCGGCAGCUCUACAAAUAACAGCGGAGCAGUUGUUACGUGAAGCAAAGGAACGUGACCUAGAAAUUGUUGCACCACCGCCAAAAACUAAAAUAUCCGAUCCAGAAGAGCUAGCCGAAUAUCAGCGGAAACGAAGGAAGGAAUUCGAAGAUAACAUUCGUAAAAACCGUUCGCAGAUAGCAAACUGGGUGAAAUAUGCAAAAUGGGAGGAAAAUAUAGGUGAAAUGCAAAGAGCUCGUUCAGUGUUUGAGCGUGCACUUGAUACUGAUCAUCGUUCUAUAACGCUUUGGCUCCAGUAUGCGGAAAUGGAAAUGAGAAACAAACAGAUUAAUCAUGCACGAAAUAUUUGGGAUAGAGCAAUUACCAUUUUGCCUCGAGCUACGCAAUUCUGGCUAAAAUACUCAUACAUGGAAGAAUUGAUCGGGAAUAUACCUGGAGCAAGACAAGUUUUUGAACGCUGGAUGGAAUGGGAACCACCAGAACAAGCUUGGCAAACAUAUGUCAAUUUCGAGUUACGUUACAAAGAAAUCGACCGUGCACGUACUAUUUGGCAGCGUUUUCUUCACGUUCACGGACAUGAUGUAAAACAGUGGUUGCGUUAUGCAAAGUUUGAAGAAAGAUUCGGCUAUGUUGGAAAUGCCCGUACUGUUUAUGAGCGAGCAUUGGAAUAUUUUGGGGAGGAAAAUUUGAGUGAAACGUUACUGAUUGCAUUCGCUCAGUUCGAAGAACGACAGAAGGAGCAUGAAAGAUCAAGGGUUAUCUAUAGGUAUGGAUUGGACCAUCUUCCGGCUGAUCGAACUGGUGAAAUAUUCAAAUUUUAUACCAUACACGAGAAAAAGUAUGGGGAGAGGAUGGGGAUCGAAAAUGUAAUUGUUAGUAAGCGUCGCCAUCAAUACGAAGAGCAAAUUGCUGAAAACUCGUACAAUUAUGAUGCUUGGUUUGAUUACAUUCGUUUAUUACAAAAUGAGAAAAUUCAUCGUGAAGAGAUGGAAGAUACAUUUGAGAGAGCGAUAGCUAAUAUACCUCUGCAACCUGAAAAGAGGUAUUGGCGACGAUACAUUUAUUUAUGGAUCAAUUACGCUCUUUAUCAGGAAUUGGAUAUUGGUGACAUAGAGAAAACACGAGAUGUUUACAAAGUUUGCUUACAAAUCAUUCCUCAUAAGAAAUUCACUUUUUCAAAAAUAUGGGUGAUGUUUGCCUAUUUCGAGGUGCGACAACUUCGCUUAUCUGAUGCACGUAAAAUAAUGGGAAAUGCAAUUGGAAUGUGUCCUCGAAAUAAACUUUUUCGAAAUUACAUAGAUCUUGAAUUGCAACUACGUGAGUUUGAUCGAUGUCGAGUUUUAUAUGGGAAAUUUCUGGAAUACGCUCCGGAAAAUAGUAAUACUUGGAUUAAAUUCGCUGAAAUGGAAACGCUUCUCGGCGAUGUUGACCGUGCACGUGCAAUUUUCGCGUUAGCUGUACAACAACCUGCACUGGACAUGCCUGAAGUUUUAUGGAAAGCCUAUAUUGAUUUCGAAGUGAGUCAAGAAGAAUAUGGUCGAGCUCGACAGUUAUAUAGUAGUCUUUUGGAACGGACGAACCACAUAAAAGUUUGGAUAAGUUUAGCGGAAUUUGAAUUAUUAGUAAGUGGUGUGGAAGGCGCGCGUAAGACUUAUGAACGCGCCAACAGGAAUCUAGCAAGUAGUGAAAAAGAAGAAAGGUUGUUACUUCUCGAGUCAUGGAUGUUAUUUGAAACUAAAUACGGUGACGAGGAUUCUGUAACAACAGUUUCUCGUCAAAUGCCAAGAAAAGUGAAAAAACGUCGUCAAAUUCAGACCGAGGAUGGUGUGGAUGCUGGUUGGGAGGAAUAUUUCGAUUACGUAUUCCCAGAUGAACAAACUUCAAAAGGAAGCAUGAAACUAUUCGAAGCUGCCCGAAGAUGGAAGGAAAAACUUACACAAGCAGCGUUGUCAGUGGAAAAAGAUUCGGAUAAAGACAUAGGGGAUAGUGAUAUCAAAGAUGAAGCGACAGAAAGAGAGAGAAAAGUGCGUGAGAAUGACUCAGAUACUGAUAUAUCGACAUCCUCCUCAUCAUCGUCGGGUAGUGAUUCUGACUCAAAUUAUGAGUCAAAGGAUAGUGAUUCUGGUUUAAAGUCUGGAAAAUCUUGAAUGCUUUCACAGGAAGGAGUAGAGGGAUGGAGGUUGAUGGUUGUUUCAUUUCUUUUUCGUAUUUUAUUGCUUAAAUCUUAGGGUUUUUGGUAUUUUGUUUUCUGUGGAAUGUCUGUACAUAUCGAUCCAAUUUCAUACUAUUCAAAAAAAUCAG
Molecule: messenger RNA, 2392 nt
Organism: Loa loa (African eye worm)
Lineage: Eukaryota; Metazoa; Nematoda; Chromadorea; Rhabditida; Onchocercidae
Product: crooked neck
Exons: 14
Coding region: 16-2238 (740 amino acids)
Biological process (GO): spliceosomal complex assembly; mRNA splicing, via spliceosome
Cellular component (GO): U2-type catalytic step 2 spliceosome; post-mRNA release spliceosomal complex; precatalytic spliceosome
Molecular function (GO): protein binding
Source: RefSeq, a predicted model, not a curated record